AUGGCGGGCCGUGACGCAGACUUCCAGCUCUUUGACCAAUGCAAAGUCUGCAUAGUCUGCUCGAAAGACCUAGAUCCCGACUCAGCUCAUCAGCUCGCGUCAACCUUCGAAGCGCAUGGCGGGGAAACGGUAAUCUACGAACCACCAGCCUCAUUUCCGCCCCUGGAAGAAUUCACCCACCUGAUAUCGUACACUGUCGAUUUUCCUUCUUUCGAUGCAGCCAAUGAUGCCCUGAUUCCCGUUGUCAAGCCUCAGUGGGUGCAGGCUUCACUCGCGAAGAAGAAGCUGGCCAACCCGCGACAGUAUAACCCAGAUCCUCGACUAUUUUUGAACGACGUUGUCGUUACUUGCGGUGAUAUCCCAGAAGGCGACAAAGAUGCGAUCAUUGGUGGAGUCCUGGCUAAGGGUGGUCUUUACAGCCCCAGAGUGACCGGACUGGUCACGCACUUGGUUGAUUUAACGAUGGAUUCCGAUAAGGCGCGACUCAUUACAGCCAGGAAACUGAACAUUAAGAUUGUGCUCCCUCAUUGGUUUGAUGACUGCCUUAAACUUGGAAAGCGCAUCGAUGAGCGCCCAUAUACUCUCCCACAUCCCGAAAUCCUACGCGCGGGCCCAGAUGCACCGGUUCGCUCAUCGGAAAGCCGCGACGUCGUUGGAGCCUCAACACCCGAACCCACCAAACUGCCGACGUCUAUCCUCACUUCCCAGCCACGGCCCAAGCUCGACGUUUUCCAGGGCAAGACAAUCAUGCUUGCGCAAGAUCUCGGCAUUGGCACCCAUCUUUCGAACUCGAUCAUUGAGGUGAUUAAGGACGCUGGUGGCUCAAUGACAACAGAGAUAUCGCAAGCAGACAUCUAUGUCUGUCGGUAUAGAGAGGGAGUCGGAUAUCGCCUAGCGUCGAAGUACAACAAGGAAGUUGGAAACCUAGCAUGGCUCUACCAUAUGAUUACCUACAACGCAUGGACUUCGCCUCUACGGCGUAUGCUACAUUACCCCACUUCUCGCUCAGGGAUUCCUGGGUUCAAAGGACUCAAGAUAAGUCUGUCGAACUACGUUGGUGAAGCGAGAAGCUACCUAGAGAACUUAAUCGCCGCGACAGGGGCGGAGUGUACCAAGACACUGAAGCAGGAGAACACACACCUGGUGACUGCUCACGGUAACAGUGAGAAGUGUGCAGCUGCGAAGGAAUGGGGGUUGCAUGUCGUGAACCAUCUCUGGUUGGAAGAAAGCUAUGCAAGAUGGAAGAUGCUACCUGUCUCCGAUCCUCGGUACACGCAUUUUCCGAAGAGAACGAACCUAGGCGAAGUUGUUGGCCAAACAAGACUGGACAAGGCUAUUCUCGAAAGCCUCUUUUUCCCAUCAGAUACCGCAGCUCAAUCGGCAGAGAGCCCUCGACGAGUCAUGCAGAAACGGGACGAGAACACUGCGACUGAUAAGCCAUCCACUACAAUGCGAUCUUCUCCGGUAAAGGUCACACAAGCUGAACAUGAAGUUUCGGAUACCAGAGACGCGACACCGCGGGCGGCUAAUAAAUCACGAAAAUCAUCAGAUUACAAGAAGCCGCAAACGCCUGCACGUGCUCGGCUUGAGUCUGAGGGUAAAGAAAAUCAGACACCAUCAUCAACGAGCAGCCGCAAGUCGAAGGAAGCCGCCUUCAGCCGACUCCAAGAACUCGCUCCGGACAUUGCCCUGUAUGAGAAAGAAAAGAAACGGGUCGGUGGAGUGGUCUAUGGCGGACGACGGAAGAGUGACGAGGAUCGCGUGGCUCUUACCAACACCAAGAAGCGCAGAUCGAUGGAGCCGCAGGAGGAAAGUGAUGAGGAAAUCGCAACAGACGCGAAGAGGCAGAAGAAGUCGAAACCUCCCAUUGCCAUGCAUCUUCUGAUUACUGGGUAUCAAAGAUGGGUGGGAAACCUCAGGAAAGAGGAUGCAGACAAGAGUGCUAAUGAUGAUAAGCGACAACUUCGUGACCUUGGGAUCAUGGUAGUCCAAGACGCAAGACGAUGCACGCAUCUAGCCGCCCCAUCGAUACUGCGAACCCCUAAAUUUGUCAAUGCGCUCGCAUACGGCCCCGUGAUCAUCAACGUCGACUUCAUCGAGGAGUGUCUCACGAAGGACGAGCUCCUAAACCCCGACGACUUCCCCCUAAUGGAUACAGCUGCAGAGAAGAAAUUUGGUUUCUCUCUUGAAGAAGCACGGGCCAACGCGAGGAAGAACAAGAACAGACUCCUGCAAGGAUAUCAGAUCUACUGCGUUGAAACUAUUCGAGGAGGGUUUGAUGCGUUCAAAUCCAUUGUCGAUAUAAAUGGAGGAAUUUGUACGCUAUUCCGCGGGCGGGUUUCCUACCACUCGCAGCGGGAGGAAAGUGAGGACGACAGCUCAAGUGAGAGCGAUUCUAAUCGCAAAGAGAUCUAUCUUCUCAGCAGUGUAUCACCUGAUCACCAGAAAUUAUGGCCGCGGUUCCAACAAUUGGCACACAGCAUGUCCAAGACACCGCGAAUCGUGCGGGUAGACUGGCUUCUCGACAUUGCGAUGUCACAGGAGCUGCGCAGGGCAGACGAAUAUGAAUUGAAAGAAGGCAUGAUGGACCAGGCCGACAAUUAG
Messenger RNA from Aspergillus clavatus NRRL 1, 2604 nucleotides. Its product is annotated as BRCT domain protein. NCBI's taxonomy places the organism in Eukaryota, Fungi, Ascomycota, Eurotiomycetes, Eurotiales, Aspergillaceae. Gene Ontology annotation, biological process: DNA double-strand break attachment to nuclear envelope; double-strand break repair. The record is from RefSeq and is a predicted model, not a curated record. Bases 1 to 2604 code for a protein of 867 amino acids. The transcript has 4 exons. Gene Ontology annotation, cellular component: Cul8-RING ubiquitin ligase complex; nucleus.